This is a messenger RNA of Anisakis simplex (herring worm), 519 nucleotides long. The record is from the annotation of a GenBank genome assembly. Lineage: Eukaryota; Metazoa; Nematoda; Chromadorea; Rhabditida; Anisakidae.
AUGGAAGAAGCUGGUAAGUUACGGAAACGUAAAGGUAACGUGACGGCAGCCAUAACUCAUCAGCGAACAGUAGCGCAACAACGUCGAAUGCUCGAGAAUGUUGAAUUUGAGAAGUUGUCUGCUGAGUUGCCGAUUGCUCGUGCAAUCAGUGGACAGCAUAUCGAUAAGGUUUGCUUGAUUCGGUGUUCAUCAAUUUUUAUGAUGCAAUCGCUUUGUUCGAUUCGACAACACCUUAUAUCAUCUGAUCCACGGGUACAGUCUGCUGGAACGGCGAUUUUGAACAUUCGUAUGAAGUCAACACUGACAAAGAGAGCCAAUAAAGAUGUGAUGAAGUGUUCAGCUGGUUAUAAGGUGAUACAAAUGGAAACUUCUCUAAUCCAGAGUGUUCAUUGCAAUUGCAUUGUCGCAUUCUGUCAACCACUUCCAGUACUAAUCUACACAUCAAUUCGUCUUGAUUCAUAUUCAUUCGCAAUAACCGCCGAUGUCGAUCUUGCCAUUCAUUAUGUUGACGCGAGGUGA